Molecule: messenger RNA, 1221 nt
Organism: Glycine soja
Lineage: Eukaryota; Viridiplantae; Streptophyta; Magnoliopsida; Fabales; Fabaceae
Product: abscisic acid receptor PYL12-like
Exons: 1
Coding region: 306-863 (185 amino acids)
Biological process (GO): abscisic acid-activated signaling pathway
Cellular component (GO): nucleus; cytoplasm
Molecular function (GO): abscisic acid binding; protein phosphatase inhibitor activity; signaling receptor activity
Source: RefSeq, a predicted model, not a curated record
ACCAAAAUAUCUAACAUCUCACGUCAAAAUACUCCAGAGCACUUAAGUACUAAGUAAAAGCAGCCAAACCGACCACACCGCAAAACAAGCCAAGUCUCGAUUUUACAACCUUCAACUUACUGAUGAAUAUAAAGUCUUAUAACUCUAAAAAACCCAAAACCUUGUCAUCUAGUUACUACUUAACAAUCUACAAAGAGCUAUAAAUACAUACAUAAACACACACAAAACAAGGUCAUUGAGAAACCCCAAAACAAUCAACAAUAGCUUGCUAGCUACUCCUGUUGCUGUGAGAACCGUUGAUGUAGAUGCUUUGCAAGCAAGAUUUAGAGACUCCAACAAUAAAAGCCAUGCUUAACACCUACCAUGCCUCCAAACUCUCAUCAAACCAGUGUGGUUCUAGCCUUGUGCAAACAAUAGAUGCACCUUUACCUCUCGUAUGGUCCCUCAUAAGGCGCUUUGAGUAUCCACAAGGGUACAAGCUCUUUGUGAAGAAGUGCAACCUUCUUGAUGGGGAUGGUGGCAUUGGAAGCGUGCGUGAGGUCAUGAUCACAUCUGGGUUACCCGCUGGUGUUAGUGUGGAGAGGUUGGACAAGCUCGAUGAUGACAAGCAUGUCUUGAAGUUUAGCAUCAUUGGUGGUGAUCACAGGCUUGUCAAUUAUAGUUCAACGAUUACUUUGCAUGAGGAGGAAGAGGAAUACGGUGGGAAGACGGUGGCGAUAGAGUCGUACGCGGUGGAUGUCCCGGCGGGGAGUAGCGGCGACGAUACGUGCUCUUUUGCUAAUACUAUCAUAGCUUGCAACCUUAGGUCCUUGGCUAAGAUCACAGAAGAAAAGGUUUGUAAGGUUAAUCAAAUUAAGCUUUAAUACUUAAGUAGGUUCUUCUUGUUGUUUUUUUUUUCAAUUAGAAAUCUAAACUUUAAAAAAAAUUGUAAUUGAGUUUUUAAUCUUCUAUACAAUUAUUGUAAUUGGGUUCUUGGAGUUAAUGAAAUCGUCAUAUUGUUAUUUUUGAGGUGGUUUCAAGCUGUCAGAAAUUCAUUUCAUUCGAGGAAUCCAAGUACAAAAAUGGCAAAACAUAAAAAAUUCAAUUACAAUCUUUUGUAGUUUAGAAACCUAAAUAAAAUUUCUCAAAACAUUUAGGGACUUAAUUGUAUAUUAAACCUUAAAUUAAGGUUUGCUUUGUUUCUCUUAAGAUUUGUUGUGAUACUAUGUUGAUUACUGUUGU